Corylus avellana is the source of this 1559-nucleotide messenger RNA. RefSeq names its product G2/mitotic-specific cyclin S13-7. Gene Ontology annotation, molecular function: cyclin-dependent protein serine/threonine kinase regulator activity. Gene Ontology annotation, biological process: mitotic cell cycle phase transition. Lineage: Eukaryota; Viridiplantae; Streptophyta; Magnoliopsida; Fagales; Betulaceae. The record is from RefSeq and is a predicted model, not a curated record.
AUACACAGAGACUUAGAGAGCGACAGAUUGUCGGGUCUAAUCCCAAACUCAGAUUAGAUUUUGAGAGACAAUCAUAAAGAAGCGAUGGAAGCUAGAGCGGUUCUUCCCCCACAACCCAGAGGGGGAGGUAAGGUGAAGAAUGUACUAGGCCAAAGAAAUCGGCAAGUUCUUGGAGACAUUGGUAAUCUAGAUGUGGUUCGUAUUGUAGAGGAAAAGCGGAUAUCUCGCCCCAUUACAAGGGGUUAUCAUGCAAAACUGUUGGCUAAUGCACAAGCUGAGGCAGAGAAGAAAAAGAACCCAGUUAUAGCACUUGUGGAUGAGAAGGUAGCGGUUAAGAGAAAAUCCGGUGCUAAGAAGGUGGCUGAAGCUCAAGAGAAGGGAACUGAGAAGCCCAAGCCUGAGACUGUAGUUGUGAUUUCUGAUGAAGAGGAAAAGGUUGACCCUGUUAGUGAAAGAAAGUCGAGAGAACGGUCCUCCAGGAAGGGAGUUAAGACUCUUACUGCGAUCCUCACUGCUCGAAGCAAGGCUGCUUCUGGAGUCACAUUUAAGCCAAAAGGUCAGGUUGUGAACAUCGAUGCCGGAGAUGAAAAUGAUGCUUUGGCAGUAGUUGAAUAUAUCGAUGACAUAUACAAGUUCUAUAAGCUCACAGAAGAUGAGAGUCAAGUACAGGAUUACAUGAACUACCAGCCAGACAUCAAUGUGAAGAUGAGGAGUAUUCUCAUAGACUGGUUGAUUGAAGUUCACAGAAGAUUUGAACUCAUGCCUGAAACCCUCUACCUUACAAUAAACAUACUUGAUCGGUACCUUUCAAUGAAGAAUGUAUCAAGGAGAGAACUUCAAUUGGUGGGCAUAGGCUCCAUACUCUUAGCCUGCAAGUAUGAAGAAAGUUACUGUAUGCAGGUACAUGACCUGGUUUGCAUAUCAGACUAUGCUUAUUCGAGUGACCAGAUACUUGUAAUGGAGAAAUCAAUUUUGGAGAAGUUGGAGUGGUAUUUAACAGUUCCUACACCAUAUGUCUUUCUGGCUCGUUAUAUCAAAGCUUCUGUUCCACCUGAUCAGGAGACUGAGAAUAUGGUAUUUUUUCUAGCUGAAUUGGGCCUUGUGCAUUAUCCAACAACCAUUUUGUACCGCCCAUCAUUGAUUGCCGCUGCAGCUGUCUACGCUGCACGCUGCACUCUCGGCAAGAGUCCUUUUUGGAGUGAAACUCUGAAGCACUACUCAGGCUACUGUGAGGAACAGAUAAUGGAUUGUGCCAAACUUUUGGUUGGCUUCCACUCAGCUGCUGCUGAAAGCAAACUCAAGGUGGUGUAUAGGAAGUACUCAAGUCCAGACAGGGGUGCUGUUGCUCAAUGUACUCCACCCAAAAGUCUUCUGCCCACAUCAUUGUGAAGAUACCAUCUUGUGUCUUGGCUACUUUUUGUACCCAAAUCACUACUCUGUAUAUCUGGUGGUGUGUUUGAAUCGGAUUUUAUGCUAGAAGAUCUGAAAUUCUUUUAUAUGUUGGAUACUUAAGACUUGAAUAAUGAUGUAUAUGCCUUUAUUUCUAGUCUUUUGCAACG